Molecule: messenger RNA, 3387 nt
Organism: Ostrea edulis (European flat oyster)
Lineage: Eukaryota; Metazoa; Mollusca; Bivalvia; Ostreida; Ostreidae
Product: galactoside alpha-(1,2)-fucosyltransferase 2-like
Exons: 3
Coding region: 1335-2810 (491 amino acids)
Biological process (GO): carbohydrate metabolic process
Cellular component (GO): membrane
Molecular function (GO): galactoside 2-alpha-L-fucosyltransferase activity
Source: RefSeq, a predicted model, not a curated record
AGUCAUAUGUUUCGUGUUCUACCUGAGUGCGUGCAGGGCAUUUCGAAAUUGAAGUUGAAAAUGAUAAUCAAAACUCAAAGGUAAUUCAGGUAAGAAUAAUAGUGUGUGCACAUCGAGGGCGCAGUCAACGGUUAGUACAUUGCAAGCGAUUCUAGUUCUCCUUCAGACCCUAGUGGAGUGUGUAUUCGUUGAUUUAUUGCAUUCGAGCGUAAUAUUUGAAUACAGCUUUUGUUUACAUGCAAUAUAUUGUGGUCGGAAUCAAUUUUAUGAAACUUGUGCAUCCUGGAUCGAUAAAGAUAUAUUUCUUUUAUUGGUCAUUGUAAAACAUACCACGUUUUGAUCAUCGAUGUCUCAUAAAUCAUAAAAUGUUAGUGACUACUAUAUAUAAACGCACCUACCCAGAUGUACACGGACUUCUUCAUUCGUCCGAUUAGCGUAAAUUGCGUGCAUUCCCGCUUAGACACACUUGAGGAUUAAAUACUUGAGUAAAACUUUUAAACGCCUUACUAUUAGUUGGUAAGUUAAUAAAAUAUUUCAUCAUAAUUACAUUAAAUAUGUUAUAGAAAUAUUCAAUACAAAGUUUACACAAUUUUAAACCUGACCCAUCGGGCCAACAUGUGUAUGUGACUUUACCAAGGCACUAUGUAUAAUUUUAUUGAUCAGAGGAUGGACUGUGUAUUUUAAGAUAUUUACAGAUAUUUUGCCAUUUUUCGUAGAAAGUUACUUGAAACACAAUUCAUUUUAAAUCUGAAAAAAUGAGAUGUUACAUCCUACAUUGGCGAAUAUUUUUUUCUAUAAAUUUAACAUAUGCAGAACAACAAAUAAAAUUGAUUUUAUCUGCUUCCGAUAGAAAAGCAAUGACUGCACCUGAACAACGUCCCAGACUGAACACAUUUUCAAAAUACAUCAGAAACGGAAAUAAACCUAAUUAUAUUGCAUCCACGCCACCCUCUGUAUCCGAUACUAUCGAUUAAUAAUUCAGAGUAAUUGGUUUAGCCUUUAGAAUAAUUUAAACUCAAGUUUGUCUAUUUUUCUCUGAAACACCUAUAGCAGUGGCGGAUCCUGGCGUUGUGAGUCUGUGGAGUCCGGGGUCUGGAGGCUUUUAAGUUACUUUUAAACAAGUACCAACAAUCAAUUGAUUUCUUUAUGCACUUGUUUGAUUUUGUUCUGGUCUUAUUACUUUAAUUUAUUAUUUAUCUCCACAAAAGCAGGAAAUUCAGUAAUGUUGAUGUAGAAGCAGCCUUACGAUGUGUGGUGAAUUCAAGUUCAGAUAAAUCGACUAAAGAUAUCUCACUGAGUCGACAUGAGAUUUAGAAACCGUUCAAACCAUUUCCAUGAAUCUCAAAAGAUAUUCAGCAUGUCUCGUUGCAAGUCUGUUUGCAACAAUGGUAGCUUUCAGCACCCUAGUUAUGUUGAGUCAAAGAUUGGGACCAGACCACUUUAAACCAAUAAAAAUUCUGAAUGUCAUGCUACAAGGUAAUCGGAUGUCAUCCAAUGGCCUCAUCAAGUCCACGACAUUCAGAGAUCCACUUCCGGUUGCAACAAAAACUGAUAUAGAACUUACUUCAAUAGCAAAUACUCAAAUAAAGCCAUCGGUGCCUCCGUCUUCCUCUCUGCUACCUUCCCCAACGAAAGUCGGUGCCACUUCAUUCGCUACGAAACUCAGCACAACAUCUUCCAAUGUAAAAUCCAGCACCCCAGCAGCUUCCACGAAAUCAAGCAUCACAACAGUAACAGAUGCUAAAUCUACGGGAGUAUCAGAGUCGUCUUCCAUUAUCAAUGUGACAAAAACAAAACCCACAUCAUCCUCACCGAAAACAGCCACAAGGAAGCCCACAUCGCCCUCACCGAUAAUAGCCACAACAAAGCCCACAUUGCCCUCAUCGGCAACAGCCACAACAAAGCCUACAUUGCCCUCAUCGACAACAGCCACAACAAAGCCCACAUUGCCCUCACCGAUAACAGCCACAACAAAGGCACCAUCCAAGUUCUAUGUGUGUUCCACGUUCAUGGGAGGACUUGGAAAUAAUUUAUUUCAGUUUGCGUCGGGAUUUGGCAUUGCUGCGUCCAAGGACAUGCAGUUUGUGGUAGGAGAAAGUGAUCUGAUAUCCCGAAUAUUUCAGCUGAAAAGCAGUAGACACCUUCUCAUAAGUAGAGACAGACACGAGUGUGCCCGCGCCAGACCUCGCGUAGAAGCACGUGCGUGUUCCUACGAUAAAAAUGUUGGAAACUUUAAACCGGAUGCUACAUAUAGAGUUGCAAGUUAUUUGCAAUCAUGGAAAUAUUUUCAAAAUGCAUCCCAAGAAUUACGGGAACAAUUGAAAUUUAAAGCUCAAAUCCAGACGAAAGCUGACAGUAUUAUAGAUGGUAUUUUAAAGAAAUACAAUGUAUCGCGAAAGAAUGUGACAUUAAUUGCUAUUCACGUAAGACGUGGAGACAUGGUCAAUCAUGGCUUCGGAUAUUUAGUGGCUACGAAGGAAUACUUUGAAAAAGCAAUGGAAUUGUUCAGCAAUUAUUCUAGUCCUAUUUAUAUACUUUGUUCUAAUGAUCUCGCAUGGUCUAAGGCGAACAUACCUCAGACGAAAACUGUUGAGUUUAUAUCUGGGAAUUCAGCGGAAGUAGACAUGGCAUUGAUGGCGUCAUGUGAUCACGUGAUAUCAUCAGUGGGUUCCUUCAGCUGGUGGACGGGCUGGCUGAAUAAUGGUACAUUGACAUACUACAAAUGGCCUGCCAAGGAAGGAUCCGGUCUCCGCGCUCAGUUCAGUUCCAACUUCAUGGACUAUUUCUAUCCACAUUGGACAGGGUUAUAACCAUUACUAUUCUUAGUGUAUUGGGUGAAGUUUACAGUAUUGAUGAAAUUGUGUAUAACCAUAGCAUACUACGUUAACAAUUAUUGAGGUUAUUUGUAUGAACUCUAGAUUGGGAUGAAUGUAGAAAACAAAUGAACGUGAUUCCUUAUAACAGGUCAUUUCUGCGGUUGUCCAUUAAUUGCAGAAUUUUGCGGAUAGGGAAAAUCCGCAAGAAGUACAAUCGCAAAAUAUAUAGAUACAUGUAUAACAUCCGCAGAAACGUGGGAUAUAAUUUGCUACCUAUUAGGGAUCAAAUCGCUAACAUUUUCAAACACAGAAACCAGUAAGCCGAAGUGUUUGAUAUACUGUAUGUUUGAUGUCAUAGUUCGUUAAUCUGAUCACCAUUAUGUUGGUAAAAGUUCUUUUGAAUAUGUUGGAAAUGUUGAGCAUCUAUUAUUAGCAUGUAGUAUUAUUGAUAUUGAGGGAUAUGAUGUUAUUGUUAUCGUCUGCUCGUCAAUUGGUACCAAAAUGUCUGUGAUAAGCAUUUGUCAUUAAAGCGAACUUGUAUAUAUCAUUGCAAUAAAAUUUUACUUUUUAA